Molecule: messenger RNA, 474 nt
Organism: Pseudocercospora fijiensis CIRAD86
Lineage: Eukaryota; Fungi; Ascomycota; Dothideomycetes; Mycosphaerellales; Mycosphaerellaceae
Exons: 7
Coding region: 1-474 (157 amino acids)
Source: RefSeq, a predicted model, not a curated record
AUGGCUGUCCAACGCAACAUCCAGUGGCUCCUCCCGAGUCUCACUUGCUUGCUUGCAUACUUCCAUUCAAUCAUCAUGCGACCACUUCACCUCGACCUAAAGUUCCACGAAAAGGUCGGCAAGGCAGCCGUUGAACGCAGUGUCAUCGUCGCAGAAGACAUCGAGUGGUUCAAAGCGGAUCGAACGGCCAAGCUAGGGAAGCCUUCGACUGAGCUGGAGAAGGAGAAAGGCAUGGGGAGCAGGCUCCAUGGGAUGAGAAUGUUCAAAGUCAUCGGCGACCUGGAGGAAGAUGAUCGUUUUGACAAGUUCGUAGAUGGAGCGGAAGGGUUGAGGGAGCUGUACGAGGCUAGCGAGAAAUGGUCAGUCAUUGUCUCCGCCUUUGAAAUUCCUCGUUGGGACGCGGGUCUACCUCCCAUCAGGCUUGUGGGCAUAAAGAAUCAAACUGCGACCGACAUCUUCUCAGGGGAUCUAUAA